Messenger RNA from Contarinia nasturtii (swede midge), 1021 nucleotides. RefSeq lists its product as uncharacterized. The transcript is spliced from 3 exons. Lineage: Eukaryota; Metazoa; Arthropoda; Insecta; Diptera; Cecidomyiidae. The coding region runs from base 61 to 759 and encodes 232 amino acids. The record is from RefSeq and is a predicted model, not a curated record.
UAAAAGCACAAGCAUCUAUCAAUGAUAACUAGUGUUCAGUAAGAGAUCUUAUAACGGACAAUGGAGCAAUUUUUAUUUCUAACAUCUUUAUCGAUCUUCAUAUUAAAUUUAAGUGGAGCUUACGGUCAAACCACGUACGCAGAAAUACUUACAACAUUUCAAGCAAAAUCCACUCUUGAUGUAUUGCCAUUGUUUACUUUGUGUAAACAAGAGAUUGUUCCUAAAGUCACUUUAGCACUAGAUGCAGUGUUCAAAAUCAACUUACAUACUGAAAUUGAUCCCAGCUCAAGAAAUGAAAGAAUCAAUGACCUUAUUAGAAAUCAAGUAUCAAUGAACAUUUUAAUUGACGCAAUAAAGGGACUUAUGCCACAGACAACUGCUUAUAUGGCCGUACCGCUUGAAAUCAAUUCAUUAUACCAGGAUUGGCAACAAACGAUGUUUACUCAGGAGCAAUUUCAGCGAAUUAUUAAUCAAUUGAGUGUGGUUCGAAAUAUACAACGAAAUAUGGGCAAUGCAUUUGUAAUAGAAAUGAACGAAAUUGCGAAGAAAGUAAAACAAUUUAAAACAAAUUCAAGGCAAAUUCUUGCACAAUGGAAGAUUCGUGAAGAAACUACACUAGGACCUGCCUUAGAUUCUUAUAUUGCACAAGAAAACGAAAUUUUAGAACAUCUUGAGAAAGGGAAAAGAGUCAUGACAGACUACAUUGAGCGACGUAACUUGUGGAUAAAGUUUCUAAUGGGUGUAGACACAGCCGUCUAGAGGUUAUAUAUCAAUAAAACCAACACAAAAGUUAAUUUAUUCAAAGAAAAGUUAUGAAUUUCCAUAUAACUUUGGAAACACAGCGAUUUUUCGUGCUAAAAUUCGACAUUUUUCACGAAUUAUCGUAUAGUUUUCACUUUUAUUUAUUGUUCAUAACAUUCUUUUGAAUAUUUUUUUCAAUUCAACAUUUUCAUUACUUAUUUUUGUAUGUGAUAUGAUGAUAUUGGAAAAUAAAAUAGCUCAAAAAUUAAUACAGCCUCAA